AUAAAGAAAUUUAAGCGUAAACUAUUCGUACACGAAGAGCAAAAAUAUUGAUAUUAUUUUAGUGUAAAUGAUUAGAAUUUUUCUAUUAAGGAUAGCGAUUGAGAUGAAUUACUUUUGGCUGAUUACUUUCGCAGUUGCAAUGAUUGCCUGGAGAGAGGAUGGCUAUUCAGCGGUGGCACAGGACGGUGAAAAUCAGGCACCAGUUGCCACGGACCAGCCAAAAGUUGUCACAGACCAACCAAAAACUGCCACAGGACAGCCACAAACUGCCACCGACCAGCCACAAACUGGCACAGGACGGUCUGCAACAGGAGAAGACUGCGCAACAAGAAAAUCCAUUGUAUUUGCCGAGACCGUUGAUAGUGACGAGGCAUCUUCAAUCGAAUUCGUAAGCCCCCUGCCCGCUAAACUAAAUUCGGCACCUUUUCUAGUUGCUAUAAGGCAUACGGGUGGUUUUUGUGAAGGCGCGAUUAUUGCCACAAAUUGGAUUGUAAGCACAGCUUACUGCUUGAAGGAUGAUAAGUGCGAAAUUUUCGCUGGCUUACACUGGCUGCAAAAAGAGCAAUAUGCGCAAAUCCGAAACACGUCUAUGGUAAUAAGACAUAACAACUAUCAGGAAGAAUAUCCGAAUGGUCCUCAUAACAUUGCUCUAGCUCAUGUGGAGAAACCCUUCCAAUUUACAACAUCGGUUUACAAGAUAUCUUUAACACGACAUAAGCACGGAGAAGGUGAAAUUUUCACUUGGGGCUACGCAGGCGAUUGGGACAUAGGAUUAACAACACUUAACGUCAAAAUAAUCAGUAAAAAGAUAUGUGAGCCAUUUUGGAAAGAUAAACUAAGUGAAGAUCAAAUUUGCACUUAUAAUAACGUAAGCUUUGAUUCCACCUGUGGUGGUAAUGCUGGUAGUCCCUUAAUAUUUCGCAAUCCCUACGAACCAGAGUUACUUGGUCUCUUAAGUUUUUCUGAAAAAAAUUGUGGCGAAAACCUAUUACCAAUCGUUUAUACUUCCAUAAAGCACGAGGGAAACAGUAAAUGGAUUCAUGAAAUCAUGAGAGCGCACGGCUAACCAACCUAUUAAAAAUUCUUUUCUAACGUAUUGACGUCUCGCUAUUGCUUAACAUAACCUACGAUUGAACCUAUAAAAAAAAAAUAAAAA
Molecule: messenger RNA, 1156 nt
Organism: Glossina fuscipes
Lineage: Eukaryota; Metazoa; Arthropoda; Insecta; Diptera; Glossinidae
Product: lectizyme-like
Exons: 1
Coding region: 68-1066 (332 amino acids)
Biological process (GO): proteolysis
Molecular function (GO): serine-type endopeptidase activity
Source: RefSeq, a predicted model, not a curated record